Messenger RNA from Purpureocillium lilacinum, 3327 nucleotides. RefSeq lists its product as uncharacterized. The record is from RefSeq and is a predicted model, not a curated record. Gene Ontology annotation, biological process: rRNA processing; tRNA export from nucleus. NCBI's taxonomy places the organism in Eukaryota, Fungi, Ascomycota, Sordariomycetes, Hypocreales, Ophiocordycipitaceae. Gene Ontology annotation, cellular component: small-subunit processome; UTP-C complex; CURI complex.
AUGGAGUCCAGCUCGAAGCGCCGCAAGAUUGAGCAUGCCGGCUCUGGCCUGCGACACGAUGCCAUUAUCGACUUCGAAGCCCGGAGCUCGGCGCAAGUGUCAACCGCGAGCACCUUCAUCCUGCAGACGGACGAGCUCCUCAAAGAAGCCAAGUUGAACUACGGCAAGGCCUUCAGCGAUGCCAAUGGCCAUCUUUUCAAGAUUAAGGAGAUUGUGGAAGCUAUCGAGCCUCAUGACGCACUUCCGAUCACCGAGGCCACAGCCGCCUUCGAGAAGAAGCAUCGCAUCGUCGUCCCCCAUCCCGAUCCCAAACCGGCAGCAGACUCUCCAUACAAAGUUGCAUUCGCCAAGCCCUCCCAAUGCAAUGUUGUCGGAAGCUACGUGUCGAAGACCAUGGUCAAGUCACAGCCUUCGGCGUCGAUCGACAUGGUAGUUCAGAUGCCCAAGUCCCUGUUCCAGGACAAGGACUUUAUGAACAUGCGAUAUUUCUACCGACGCGCGUAUUACAUUGCGUAUAUUGCCGCUCACGUGCGCGAGCAAUUCCCUGCCGAUUCAAUGGGCCUGACCUUUGAAUACCUGAACGAGAACCCGCUGCUCCCUGUACUUGUUCUCCGUCCCCGGUCCCCCGAUGACAAGGAGAAUGGGACUUCCAAAGACGGAAAGUCUACGAAGAAGAGCCACAAGUCAAUGGAGUACAGCAUCAGGCUGAUUCCAUGUGCGCCCGAUGGGUUGUUCCCCUGGUCCAAGUUGACACCAGCUUCGUCUUGCAACCGAACUGCGGACGGAGACGAGCACAAGGCCAGCAACACCGGCACACCAUUCUACAACUCGACGAUAAACGCCGAAAGGACAUUCAUUCAGUACCUGCGCGUUCUCGAGGACUGCAAGACUAAAUGUCCGGCAUUCUCCGAUGCCUGCGUCUUGGGCAGGAUCUGGCUGCAGCAGCGAGGGUUCGGCGGCGCGAUUUCUAGAGGCGGCUUUGGGAACUUCGAGUGGUCUGCCAUGAUUGCGCUUUUGCUGCAUAUGGGUGGCAAGAAAGGACAAGCCGCGCUGUCAACCUCUUUGAGCAGCACAGAGCUGUUCAAGGCGGCGAUUCAGUUCCUCUCCAUCACCGACUUCAACAAGAAGCCCUUCGCGUUCGGCGUAUCAAAGGUUGACGCAAAGGCUAUCCGAGAAGCCGGACCGGUCAUGUUUGACCCGAUCAGGGAGGUGAACAUAUUGUUCAAGAUGACGCCCUGGUCGGCUAGCCUGCUCCAGCUUUACGCCAAGUCGACUGCGGAUUUGCUUGCCGAUGACGCGGUCGACAAGUUCGACCCGACCUUCAUCAUGAAGACGGAUGUGGCGCCAGAGGUGUUUGACACUUCUUUCAAGAUCACCAGCCCCGACGUGUCUUCGAAAUUCUCGAAUUCUGCUGAUCGGAGCAGUGCGUCGUGGAAGUUCAGCCUGGAAGCACACAAGGUCUUGAAACGAGCAUACGGAGACCGCGCGCAACUGGUGCACAUCCAGCAGCAGCCUGUCGCGCCCUGGUCUCUAAGCCGCAACGCCCCCGGCGAGAGCUCCGAGGUCCUCGUUGGCGUCAUAUUUCAGCCCGCAAACAUGUCUCGCGGGAUGGAGUAUGGCCCUUCGGCCGAGGAGCAAAAGGAAGCAGCAGUGUUCCGCCAGUUCUGGGGCGAGAAGGCCGAACUGAGACGGUUCAAGGACGGCAGCAUCCUAGAGUGUGUCGAAUGGACCAGCAAGCUGCCAGGCAAAAUCUGCGAAGAGAUUGCUCGGUACGCCCUCAAGCGUCACCUCAAGAUCAUGAAGGAUGAGCUCGUGCCCCUUGACAGCGGCGUUUCGUCGGUCAUCGGGCUGUCCCACCUCGACAAGGAAGCGUUUGAUGCAUCGAGACGGGCAUUCACAACCUUUGAACGCGACAUUCGCAACCUCGAAGACCUCCCACUGCAGAUCAGGCAACUGUCGCCGGUCUCGCCGUUUGCGAGGUACUCGUCUGUGGAGCCUCCUAUGCUGGGGUUCCUCAAGAGUUCCAUUGAGCCCAUGGACGUCAACCUUUAUUUCGAGGCUUCUAGCAAAUGGCCCGAGAACUUGACCGCUAUUCAGGAAGCCAAGAUUGAGUUCCUGCUCGACAUCGACAGGCGUCUCACCGCGGCACACGAGAACAUUACGACGUACCUCGGCCGCGAGAACAGAGAGAUUGGCAUCGAAAGCUUGGCCUACCUCGAUGUCGUCUACGAGUCCGGAGCGGCCUUUCGCCUGCGUAUUCACUGCGACCUGGAAGAGACACUUCUGGAGAGGCAGGUGGACAACAAGACGCUGGAUCUUCGCACCCGCGAAGACGCUGUCGAAGGCCUGCAAAAGUUCCACUGGCUGUACGACACCCUGCCGCUGCACACGCAGACGAUCGCCACGUUUUGCACGAGAUUGCAGCCGCUCUCCCAGACGAUCCGUCUCGUCAAGCACUGGUUCGGUUCUCACAAGCUGACCGGCCACAUCAGCGAGGAGCUCAUCGAGCUCAUCGUGCUUCACGUCUUCCUGCAGCCAUACCCCUGGAUCGUGCCCUCCUCGCCCAGCACCGGCUUCCUGCGCACCCUCUUCUUCCUGUCGCGGUGGGACUGGCGCGACGAGCCGCUGAUUGUCGACUCCGCCGAGACGCUCACCAACGACGACCGCCUGUCUAUCCGCCAUGAGCUCGAGUCGUGGCGGAAGCGCGACCCGCACAUGAACAAGCUGGUCAUGUGCGUGGCCACCUCAAGCGACAAGUCCGGCCUGGGCUACACCCGCGACGGCCCUUCCAAGCUCAUCGCCUCGCGCAUGACGCGCCUCGCCAAGGCCGCGUGCAAGCUCGUCCGCGAGGAGCCCCUCGCCUUCGACCCGGCGGCUCUGUUCGAGACCUCCCUGCGCGACUACGACGUGCUGCUGCGCCUCUCCCCCAAGGCCGUCAGGGCCAUCGUCGGCGACGCCGCCACCGACGCCGCCGCCAAGAAGCACUCGCACUUCAAGAACCUCGACGAGCGCACGGGUAAGAUGCCCCUGCCCGUGCGCGCGCACCCCGUCGACGUGCUCGCCGAGGAGCUCCAGCGCGUGUACGACGACACGCUCGUCUUCUUCCGCGGCGGCGACGGCGACGACGUCCUCGCCGCCAUCUGGAACCCCCGCCUCCAGCAGCGGCAAAAAUUUAGGGCCGGCCUGCCGUACAACUUCCGCUCGGCAAAGGACGAGGGCGACGAGGAUGGCGCGGACGUGGUCGAGGUCAACCAGGAGGCUGUGCUGCUGGAGAUUGCACGCGCGGGCGGUGCCAUGAUCAAGAAGAUUGAGGUGAUCGAGGGAUAG